Parastagonospora nodorum SN15 is the source of this 1623-nucleotide messenger RNA. RefSeq lists its product as hypothetical. Gene Ontology annotation, molecular function: FAD binding. Bases 1 to 1623 code for a protein of 540 amino acids. The transcript has 5 exons. The record is from RefSeq and is a predicted model, not a curated record. NCBI's taxonomy places the organism in Eukaryota, Fungi, Ascomycota, Dothideomycetes, Pleosporales, Phaeosphaeriaceae.
AUGCUGUUGAAGUUGCUUGCGCCUGCUCUACUGGCUGUUCUCCCUCUUGCUCAUGCAAAAACUGCAUGGCAACAGAGACAGUUUGACGCUCCUGUUCCUUCGACGUCUAACGCCACCUUUACCAGCAAUAGCUUCAAGACCAAGGACGAUGCCCUCGCAGCUCUAGCGGCCGUGUUGGGCGAAAGAGCUCCGGUCACACGGUCCGGGGAUAUCAGAUACGGUCAGAGCAUUAGUAGAAUAUGGACGGAGCAACUCAAAAUUUUCCCCGAUGCAAUCGUCUUCCCUUCCGGCGCCGAAGACGUCAGCACGAUUAUGCAAUUUUAUUCUCACGCCAAUACCCUCUGGAAAGAUGGCUUUGCCAUCUUAGGCGGAGGUCAUCUUGAUACGGGUGGCGCUCAGUCACCCAGUGUAGUCAUUGAUCUUCGCUUCAUCAACACGACUGAGAUCAUUUCUAGCAAGGUCAAUGCUACUGAACCACCCGUUUUGAAGGUUGGUGGUGGCUCAGAAGCUGGAACCGUCUACGCUGCGGUUGAAAAUACGGGCUGGGCCUUUCUGGGACCUCGCGCGGCAUCUAUCGGUGUUGGUGGCUUCUUGCUUGGUGGAGGAAUUGCCUUCCAGACUGGCAAGUAUGGUGUUGCUGCCGACAGCCUCCUAGGUCUCGAGGUGGUUCUUACCGACGGCCGCAUCGUAUACGUGAACCCCUACAACGAAUACAAAGACUUGUUCUGGGCAGCUACGGGCGGGGGCUGGCUUGGUUUUGGCGUCGUCACCAACUUUUACAUUCAAGCAUACCCAGAUCCAGGCGAGGCAUACAUUGCGACUAUCGCCUGGGGUGAAGACAAGGCCGAGGAGGUUUUCGCUUUGACUACCGACUUCUUCGAGAACAACACAGAUCCCGAUGCCUUUCCAGCGCUCUUGUAUUACUACAAGGAUCCUAAAGCCAUCAACAGCUUGGUCCCAGUCACCUCACGUCAGUUUACCUUUCAGCUCAACGCCCUCCACUUUGGCGGUGGAUGGGAGGCGUUGAACGCAAGCUUUGCUAAAUUCUACCCUAAUGCGGACACUGUGGAGCUGCAAAAGACCAAUACCUUCUCACCAACUACUCCAUAUGGAUAUCACCGCGAGUUCUUCGGCAAGAGCCACACCAACUCAACUGUGGACUUCUACCGCGAAACUUUUGCCAUCUACAAGGAGACUGUUCUCGGUAUGAUUCAGCGUGGUGAGGACCCUGGCCAUACACUUUGGGUUGACGAGUAUGUUUUCCCUGGCUGGGGAGGUACAGGCCCCGAGCACGACAGCGAUACUGCCUGGCCACACUCGACUAGCGCGCAUAUAACGUUGACUUCAGGCGAAUGGAGUUCAGACAACACGACGCAAUACAUGUACGACCGCGAACGCGACGGUAUGAUGGCGUACCUGCGCGAGUUCCAGAACGGCCUUGGCGGAGCACCCAUUUAUGACUACCCCAACUACAUUAAGCCCGGGGAAGUCUGGGGCGCAGACAACUAUCGCCGUCUGACCGAAAUCAAAGAGAAGUACGAUCCUUCUUGUCUCCUGAACAGAGGCCGCGUUCCUCCCACCUCAGCAUGUGUAGAGAAGGGCGUAGCGAACACUUUUCUCUAG